Molecule: messenger RNA, 6392 nt
Organism: Carcharodon carcharias (great white shark)
Lineage: Eukaryota; Metazoa; Chordata; Chondrichthyes; Lamniformes; Lamnidae
Gene: gltpa
Product: glycolipid transfer protein a
Exons: 5
Coding region: 111-740 (209 amino acids)
Biological process (GO): ceramide transport; intermembrane lipid transfer
Cellular component (GO): cytoplasm; membrane; cytosol
Molecular function (GO): ceramide 1-phosphate transfer activity; ceramide 1-phosphate binding
Source: RefSeq, a predicted model, not a curated record
CCUCGCCCGACCCCGCCGCCCGUCCACCCCCGGUACCACCUCGUCAGGUUGUUUCGGUCGCCGCUUGUUGCCUUUUUUGGGACAGCGCUUGUGUUUCGGGGCCGUUCGCGAUGGCGAUGCUGGCGGAGCAUCAGUUCAAGCAGCUCCCGGCGGACAAGCAGAUCGACACCAGGGCUUUCCUGGACAGCGUGUCUUACCUACCGCCCUUUUUCGAUUGCCUUGGAUCAACUGUAUUUUCACCAAUCAAAGCAGAUGUGACUGGCAACAUCACUAAAAUCAAGUCGGUGUAUGAGACAAAUCCUACAAAAUUUAAAACCUUGCAACUGAUCCUGGAAGGAGAGAAGGAACAAUAUGGCACCGAGUGGCCAAAGGUUGGAGCUACACUGGCGCUGAUGUGGCUCAAAAGGGGUUUGAAGUUCAUACAGGUUAUGCUGCAAAGCAUCGCAGAUGGGGAGCGGGAUGAUGCAAAUCCAAACCUCAUUCGAGUCAAUGCAACAAAAGCAUAUGAAUUGGCCCUGAAGAAAUAUCAUGGCUGGCUCGUUCAAAGACUAUUUUCUGCUGCAGUUUAUGCAGCUCCAUAUAAAUCGGACUUUAUGAAAGCGCUGUCAAAGGGUAAAGAGGUCAAAGAAGAAGAAUGUGUAGAGAAAAUCAGACAGUUUUUAGUCAACUUUACAGUGACUAUCGACGCAAUCUAUGAGAUGUACACAAAACUGAACGCAGAGUUGGAUUACAAGGUCUAACACUUGCACUGAGUCUGCCUCUCUUAUUUUCUCUCCUUCUCUCUCUCUCCCCCCUUCCUGUCAGCAAUAAACUAACUGUAAUCACUGUGAUUUUGAUAACUUUUUAGGUUGCUGUUUCUACAGGGUAAUGAUCAUUAAUCAGCAGUAAUUAGUGUGGAAUCCAGGCAGAAGAGAGACCAUCUCUGUGAAGUUGAUCCAUGUGUGAGUUACUGUGUACUUUUGAACCUUAGUACUGUAAUAACACUGAAUUAAAUCAAAACAGAUCAGGUCCAUCCAUUCCAUUAGUCCUACUGGUUCAGUUGAUGGAACAGUGGAGGGUGUAUUAUUUUCUAAUAUGAAUUUCCUUUGCCUGUAUUAACUGAUCAUAGAUCUAGAGUGUUUUAUAGGGUUACUCCUAAAAUACAUUUGUAAUUUUUCACCAGGGAACUGAUGUGGCCUUUGACUGUUUAUAGAGGAGAUGUUGAGGUAAAUGUGAAAGCUCAACUUAUAAAUGUUCCAUCUUUUACUUUUCAAUCUCAGGAGGCAAGGCUAACCUCCUAUAAUUUAAACAGAGAAGCUCAUGCUGAUAAAUAAAACCACAUCCUUUUUAAACUAUUUCUCCCUCUCUUAAUGCUGCUGACGCCUGCUGGGAUAUGGUACAAGUACCAGUAUUUCUCCCAAGUGGCCACUCCUCUAGUGUGAGCCUAGACAGCAACUAUCAGCUAGCUGAUUGUUUGAGGCAGUGGAGGGACAUUGUACAUUGUACAGGCUCAGAUAUAAUCUCCACUUCUUGGCUCAAGUUGCUGAAUUGUGAUUCAGCAUAGAAUCUCUACCUCCUUUUUCUUUCCUUCUCCCUCCUUGCCUAUGUCUUCAAACCACAGGAGCUAAAGCUGGUUCUUGCCUAGCAAAAGUGAAUUAACUAAUUUGACACCAGACUUGGGGUGAAGUCUGUGACCUUCUAUUCUGGAUAGCUCAUUUCAAUUAAAACAUUAGGGGAGCUCUCACCCUUUUUAAAAAAAUAAAUAAAAAUAUAAUAAAUGAGUUGUAGUAUGUACAAUUUAGAAAAACCAGUCUGAACCUUUCCAGAAAUACUAAUGGAAGGAGAGCAAUUCUUGACCUUAUUAGCAAAGGAUUGUUGGGAACUUGAACAUCAAGAUAACAUUGUUAUCUAACUGCUUUUUCUAACUGCUGUGUCUUUGGAGAGCUUCCUGUCUGGGCUUUCUCCCUUUUUAUUUAUUAAAUCUGCAAAUCUCAGGAUCAGUGCUGGAUAUCCAAAAUCUGCCACCGAUUUUGUACUUUUAAGUGGCUCUAACAUUCAGUUGGAGGAUGAGGUUGUGGAGAUUGACCUUGUUUUUAUUGCAAAGAGCAGUAAGCUGAAUCAACUGGUUUAAUGAACCCAGAUUGUCCUUUCUAAUUAUAAACUUGAUGCAUUUCAAAUAUUUCUGCACUCUAUUAGGAGAUACCCUUGCUAAUCAUUCAUUUGCUGAUUUAUAACAAGUGAUUCUGUGUUGCUUGUCUCUGCCUCCCUCACUGCCAAGCUCUUCUGCUAUCUUGCAAUAUCAAAUUUACACUUCACUUCCAGGUAACCACUUUCAAACUGCACUCUUUUUGAUAGUGCAAUGUUGAAUAACUGGAGCAUUUGGCUGAAAAUGAGCUAACAUGACCAGUCUUUAAAUAUAAUGCAAGGUUGUUUGCCAUCCAAUGACCCCGAUGGUCGCUCGAUGAGUCUUUCAAACCCCAGCCUAGCCCAGGGACACUCGUUGAGACUCUGACAAAGUCAGUGAUUAAAAUUCGGAACUUCCUUGUUCUCUAUGCAAUUUGAUGGCAGGUGGUUCCUUUACCCAUUCAGCAUUAAGAGAAUUGAGAAUGUGUGUUUUAUCUUAAUUAUAUUCAAACAAUUGCUGUUAGCAUGAGUUACUGCUCAGGAUCGUGGCUCUUGACAAAAAAUCUAUUGAAUACUCCUGUUUCAUAGGCAUGGAAGAGGUAGAUAAUUCAGCAAUAAGUUGUCAGUCUCCCUCUAAGAUGUGAUCAAGUAGCUUUUUGCUUUGGAGAAUUGUCAAAUUAGUGCAAUAAAAAGUUGGGAUGGAAAAAUAGCUGUGUAGAGAUAGCUUGUUAUCUAGCAGUGCUGUUUUUAAGUGCUUGAUGCUAAUAGCUUGCAUUCCUGUGCACCAAUAUCCCUUGUUUUGAGCACAAAAUUUACAACACAGAUGUUUAUAUAUAAAAGGAAAGGUGGAGCAACAAGGGGGAUAUUAUUCCUUCAAUUGUUACAUUGAAAAAGAAGGAAUUUCUGGCAAAUUAUGUUUAACUGAAUCAAACACAUGUGCCAACUGUGUUUUGGUUUUUGUAUCACUUGAAAGACAAGUCUGCACUGCAUGGCGAUAGGUGGGAGAUGCGGUGUGGGGGUAUUGGUGGUCCUGUGACAGUAGUGACUGAAACCUCAGUGCCUUCUCAUUGCUGCUUGUUAUAAAUGUUUUUUUUUUAAACCUGGGCUGACCAGGUUCACUCUUAGCAAUCUGAGACCAUAUUUUAAAUUAUACUAGGACCUAUUAACUGUGAUAGUUUAAAGAUGAUGUUUUCAAGAAAUAAUGAAGCAUUUUUUUGAUUUGAGGUAGGAGAGAGGAUUUCCACUUUAAUAAUGUCCCAAGAUCAUUCCAGCUAACUGAUUCCACAGAGUAAGUCUGUCAUUUAAGUAUGUUUGAUGUUGAACAGAUUUAGAACUUGUUUGUACUGUGUUUCAGUUUUAAUAUUGGGUCUCAUGCAAUGGCCCUAAAGUUGGGCUUUAUGUAUUCUGAUAUGCUUGUGACUGUUGCACUUUGCUGAUCUCGUGUGCUUUUAUAACAUCUUUGUUUAAGUUUCUAUUUUUUUCCUUUUGGAUUUGUUAAAGAAUAAUGGAAUGAAUAAAUAAUGUAUUUCGGGAAAUCUCAGUAAUGCCAUUGAUUUUUUUGAACCACAGCUUUUAUAACCAUGGGGCAUAACAUUUUUGAUCCUUAAAAAUUGAAAUUGUUAAGUUUUGCGAUUUAUAAAAUAAAUCUCUUUCCACUUUCUACCUCACCUAGAACUUUUGGCUUGUAAAAAUUCCCAGCUUGCCAGGAGGGCAGCAGUGUUUGUGUGUGUGUGUGUGUGUAUGUGUGUGAGUUCGUGCGCGUGUGUGUGUCCUUACUCUGCCCAUAUCUGAAAACUAGUGCAUUCCCCUCCCUUAGAAUGGAAUGCCUUCCCUUGCAAAAGUAUCUCUGCUUGAUGGCAAGCGGCUGAGAAUUAUUCAGGUGGGUUUGGGUUUCAGGUGAAGGAUAUGAAAUCAGGACUGGUGAUGUAGUGUCAACAUUUGUAAUUGAACAAUGGGUGAUACCAUUAACUGGACAUGUGCAAAGGUUUGACCUUUACCGCUUUGUGGAGUUAAAACAGAGUGAGCUAAAAUUAAUCUGCAAAUGCAGCAGUUGAGUUUACUAUUACCAGUUGACUAUGGGUAUGACACAUUUCUGGGAAAGCAAUCUUUUCACUGAUUUCUUUUUGAUAAUGUAUACAUGUUCCAAUCUUCCCCAUCAAUAUGCAUGGAAAUAAAUGCUUGUAUAUUACUAGAGCCAUCCAUUUAUUGCAAUCUGUGAAGACAGCCCAUCAGCUCAUAGAAAAGAGAGCAUCAUUAGCAAUGUUAAGUUUGUGUACAGUUCUGUCAUAGGUUGCCACCUUGCAAUACAUCUCCAGUGCAUGGCAAGCUGAUAAGCAUCUGACAGAGAUGGAUUAAUGUUUCAGAUGAGUCCAUUCACCAAAACUUGCUUGGUCAGCCUAGAGAUGUUCCUUCUAUCAGUUGGGCAAGGCUGCCUGUUCUGGUGCGGGAUCAUCUUUAAGCUAAGUCUUUUGACGUUGCCUGCUUAUUAGGUUGAUAAUGAAAGGUGUAUUGGGAUGGCAGAGUGGUUGGUAUCCUGGAAGGAAGAAAUCAAAUGGGGACCUUCAUCUGAAUCAAUCUGCACCCAGAAUCAUUAACCCUUCUUUGUUUCAGAUGCUGGUGGAACUGCUGUCUGUGUCCUGCAUGUUGUCUUUCCUUUAACAGUUUUUUUCUAUUUUUCUUAAUUUCUUGGUUAAAAUGAUCAGGAAUCUCCUGUGUUUCCGGUGUUGUCUUAACCUGCUUGCUGCACCACUGCCUCCUGAUGCAUUGCUGACUGGGUGCCAGCCCUGCUGGCACAAAGCAAUGAAAUCUUCCAAGGCAAAACAAGAUCUGUGGCAGUUGUGUUUUUUUUUGAGAAAGUUUCCAGUAAUUCUGAACCAGUUGAAAUAUUUCCUUUUUUAGAUUUAUUUUGUAAUUUAUAUUGGAGUGUAUUUGUAAAAGGUUACGUGUGCUAAAUACUGCAGAAAGUCUCCUAAGUUCAAAUUCAGUUACCGAUCCAGUUAUUUCCUGCUAACCAGAGGUUGAUUUAACAGUUGAUAAAUUUGCAGCAGUUAUAUGUAGAACAACAUUAAGUUAGCAUAGAUGUUGUGCAUGAACAACAUAGAGCAUACUGGCUGUUGAAAUGGCAGAGACUGUGAGCAACUAUAGACCUGAAUAAAUAACCCUUCCCUUGUUUCAAGAGGUCAGUGUAUUUUUCUGUUUGAGGAGGUCAGUGAGAGAUUUCAGGCCCUGAAUCUCAUCUGAGUGUUUCAGAUAAUGUUUGUAAACUUUGAGCUUGUUAUCCAAAUACACAUUUUUCCCUCCCCUCCCUGUGUGAUUUUGUUGCCUUUUAAAAUUCCAUGUGUUCCACUUACUAUUUGGGGGAUGUGCUAUUUGUUUCACUAUGGUAAUAAUUGCUGUUGGUAACUAUAGAAGUAAAAAGACUACUAUAUUUGAGCAUGGAUUUUGCUGCCUUGAGUGGAACAUGGGCUUUAAAUAAACAUCUAAACUUAACACCAGACCCCCUUUUGGACUUUUUUGUUUAAAUUUGUUCAUCCUUGAACUGGUUUUGGAAUUCUCAUGCACAAGAUUCUGUAAAUUUUAGGAUUCCUCUUUUUACAGGAUUCUGUUCAGUCUGAUAUACCAUUUUUAUAAAUUGUGUCCUACUUGAAUGAAGGAUCUCUGUUUGUUCCUUUUUCAUAUUGGAGAAUGCACUACUAAUGGAGGGAGUCUCAGCAUCAGGAUCCAGUGAGUGAUUUUUAUUCUCUUUGCAAUGUUUCCCAUCUCCUGACCUGAAAGUACCUUUUUAAUGCAGUAGAUUUUAGGGACACCUUUCAACAUUGUGCCCACAGGGACAUUCUUCUCAUGAACCUGGGUAGUGUUACUGCCAGGCUACCAUUUAAGAGAGCACAGCCUAGCCUGAUCAUGACCUGACUAGACAUCCAGGCAGAAAUAUUUUCCAGCCAGAUUUGCUCAUCAAGAAUGAGAACCGCUGACUUUCUUUCCCAGCAUCUCCUGGUGUCCUCUUUUUGCCUCGGGUGUGACCGGCUAAGGGAAUGCAGCCCAAGUUUUGCCCUAUUUCACAUUGUGCUUCACUGCUCCAUAAAAUGCAUUUACUGAGAAGUGUGGGGACCUAAAACUCACUUUUUUUAACAUUGAUUAUAAUUAUUCUGUUUUCGAAGGUGUUCUGAUGGAGAGACUUCCUCAAUGUGGAUCCUAAAAUGUAAAAUGUCUUAUUUAAAAAAUCUUUAUCUCCAGUCACAUUGAUAUAAAUGAUUUAAUUGCAAUAAAACUUUGAGCCUAUUUUGUCACAA